This is a messenger RNA of Drosophila busckii, 3413 nucleotides long. RefSeq lists its product as uncharacterized. The transcript has 8 exons. Lineage: Eukaryota; Metazoa; Arthropoda; Insecta; Diptera; Drosophilidae. The record is from RefSeq and is a predicted model, not a curated record. Bases 484 to 3348 code for a protein of 954 amino acids.
CGCGUUCGCAAGUGUGUGGCAAUAAUAAAUAACAACAACAGCAGCAGCAGCAGCUGAAGCAGAGAAUUAUUAAAAGCUUCAAGCCAAGCGACAAGUUGUAGUUUUAAACGGGUUAACACAUACAGCAAAACAGCUGCUUGUUAUUUUUAUAUAUAUUUUAUACAUCGUUAUUAUUAUUAUUUCGUUACGCGCGCGAGUGCAACUCACACACACACACACACAUAGUUAUAUUUCUUGCAUGCAAAAGAAGUGCGCAGCGCAAAAAAACAUAAAUAAAAGUGCAAGCGUUUAGUAUAUUAAAAUUCAUUAAGGCAAUCUUGCAAACAAGUUCGUUGCCUAAGUCUUUCGUACGCCGGCGCCUUUUCAACUACCAAAAAAACAACAAAAUAUAUACUACGCGUAAUUCAUUGCUAAUAUAUGCAAUCGAUAUUAUAAGCCGCACGUCAACAAGAAGUCAAAAAAAAGCAAGUGUUUGUUUUGAAAAUGAAGCUAAGGCGCAGAUUUUGUUUGCUGGGCGUGCUGCUGCUGAUGCUGGUGAGUGUUAGUGGCAAGGAUGAGGACUAUGGCGGUGGCAGCAGCGCGGAUGUGGAGCAGGGCAGCAGCAGCAGCAAUGAUGAGAUCUAUGAGCCAACACAGCUGGAGAGCGUAGUGGAAACGGAGCAUGAGCGGAAUAGUUUGGAGGGUGAGCAGAGCGCGCUGCCAACGCAAACGGACAAUGCGCUGAGCAUGGAGCAGGAGCUGACUACGACAAUGAGGCCAGCUAAUGCUAGUGAAGCACCCACAGUGGCAGUGGUUACCGAAAGAGAUGAAAAUACUGCAGCUGAGGUAAUGGAGGAGCAGCAUGAGGCCAAGCAAAUGCCAGCGAAAUCAUCGCAGGAGUAUUACUAUGAUGAAAUGCAGGAGGAGGAGCAUAAGCAACAGCCACAGUUGACCACCAGCACUACCAGCAUACCCGAGUAUGUGCGUCAGCCCAAAGCGGAGCGUUUGCCUGCCGACUAUAAUGAGGAUGGCAUUUUAAUUGAGCAGCAAACGCAGUCCAAGCCUCAAGAGCUGGAGCUGCAUUAUCAGGAUGAGCCAACGCCACCGCAAGCGCACAAGCAGCAGCUGCCACAUGCGCAGCAGGCGCGUCCUUUCAAACAAAACUCCGAGGAGUAUUACUAUGAUGAGCAGAGCGAUAGUCUGGAGCAGCAUGUGACCAGCACCAGCACCGAAGCUUAUCCAGUGCUGCAGGCACGUUUCGGUGGCUUCAUAGGCAACUGGCCUACGCUUACGCCCAAUACGCUGGCGACUAAUGCACCACCCACCACCACCAGCAGCACAACAACAAGCACCACCACCACCCCCACACCCACAACAACAACAACAGCUAGCAGCACAACAGCGCCACGCAAGCAAUCCAAGCACAUACAUCUAGCCAAGCCGGAGCUGCUGCCUGCGGAUCAGCUGCGCAACUAUAUUAAGGAUGUUUACAUCCGCAUGCCGCUGGCUGUCAUAGUCGAUCCCUCUGCCGCUUCGCUGGACCAAGCCAAGCGUCUAUUCAACGAUGCUCUACAGGAUAAGAACAUUAACAUUAAAAUUGUGCUCGUCACGCUCAAUGCAUCGGGUGUGCCCUCCGCUUUCAGUUUCAACAAUACACGCGAAUUUAUUGCUGGUCUGAAUAGCACCAAGGUGCAUGAAGGCGGCGACGCCUUUGUGGGCGUGUUGCAAGCCGCCGAACUGGUGCCCUACGAUAGCGCCAUAUUCAUUUCGACUGCUGCAGUGCCGCCACAUACGGAAAUGGUGCAGGAUGCAGCCAUAACGCUGCUCAAGAAGCGCAUACGACUCUUUAUGUUAUGGUAUGGCGAACGCUCGGCCAGCGAGAACGAAACGGAGGAGGCGGUGGGCGGCAUAUUGGGCGAGGUGGCCAUACGCUCCGGAGGCGAGAUCAUACACAUUGUGAGCACCGAGCAUGGACAGCACAUAGCGGGCAAUACGCUCACACUAGUGUCGGAUGUCUAUCAGGGCAGUCAGGAGUUGGAGCUGCCUGUGGAUACAACGCUCUCGAGUUUACAUGUGCGCAUUGAUGCAAAUAUGCGACGUGCCACAUUGGCCACGCCCACUGGUGAUAUCAAUUUGAAAAAGUUGGUCAAAUUUAAAGCAACAAACGAUACGCGCACUAAUAAUAAGGAUGAACUGGACGCCUACGUACCGUUAUAUAAGCUACGCAAGUCAACGAUUUAUAAACUGCAGCUGACGCCAGCAGAGAACAAUAACGAAUACAAUGUAUUUGUGCGCGCAGAGCGGAAGGCUGAUGUUCUACUUGGCGAUAUUAUAAAGCGCAUUGAUAGCUACUACAGGCAGCAGCAGCCACAGCUGCCGCACUUGGCCAAGCUACAGUUUCCGAACGACAAAAAGGAGCAGCUUGAAGAUGAUGUGGAUUCGCCCAAGACGCAGGUGGAAACGCUGUCAGAGCAGGAACUGCAGCAACCGGUGACCAGCUUAAACCAAACGCAGGUGGCAGCUGCCACAGGAGUGGGACAACGCGCCAGCUUGCAACAUAUGCUGCUGCAACGUUGUGGCACCAAAGUAGAGCUCAGCACGCAAUCGCAGCUGCGGGUAACGCCUGGACAGCUAUCCACGCUGCUCUUUGAGGUAACCAACAUGCGCAAUGAGCGAGAAUAUCAAACGGUGCAGGUAACCGAUGAACGACGCUAUCUGGUGACGCUGACUCCCAACAGCUUUUAUCUGCGUCCCAAGGAAACUCUUCUGGUGCGUCUAACUGUGCUCGUGCCUCAGGGCACAGCUGCUGGCACUACUGAUCGCAUUAGCUUCACUAGCUAUGGACGCGAGACAGCUACGCUCUCAGUCAAUCUUAAGGUCAUCUCCAGCAUUGAAGCGCAGGAUACCACAGGACCUAAUCUCUCUUGGGAGUUUGGCAAUCGCUGCGACUAUUUGCCUGACAAUGAACUCAGCUGUGGUGAACGUUUCUGGACACUGGACAUAACCGCACAGGAUUGGCAAUCGGGCAUGCUGCGUCUGCAGUCGACGCCGCCUGAAGGACUCUUCUAUCGCAACUAUUAUACAGCAGGCACCUCGGAGCCACUGAAGGCCACCUACAUGGCCAGCUGCUGUGAGCCAAAGCUUACAUUGACAGCCUUUGAUGCGGCAGGCAAUCAGCGCAGCGUUAAUAUAGAUGUUAGGGAUAUAGUUCUAACCGAAGCUGCCAUAGCUGCCAUUUGUCUGGGCGUCAUACUCCUUCUGCUGCUCAUAGUCAUAAUCAUCUGGAGCAUUGUCUGGUGUUGUCGACGUCGCAAGGUGUCGCUAGAGCUGCCCACCUAUCGUUCACACUCCACGCGCAGCAUGGAAUAGCUUAAGUUUAUUUAACGAACCAAAACACAAUUGUGCCAAAAACAAAAUAAUAAUAAAAGCUAAAU